Molecule: messenger RNA, 503 nt
Organism: Thamnophis elegans (Western terrestrial garter snake)
Lineage: Eukaryota; Metazoa; Chordata; Lepidosauria; Squamata; Natricidae
Gene: MALL
Product: mal, T cell differentiation protein like
Exons: 4
Coding region: 1-480 (159 amino acids)
Biological process (GO): myelination
Cellular component (GO): membrane
Molecular function (GO): structural constituent of myelin sheath
Source: RefSeq, a predicted model, not a curated record
AUGGAUUCCAAAACUUCGGGACCAAUGCCUGGCUGCCCAGCACCUGAAGAUAUUCCUUCGGGACUGGCCAUUUUUAAAACGAUACCAUAUGCCUUAAUCUUGCCAGAGCUGAUCUUUGGCUGCUGGGUUUGGAUCCUCGUAGCAGCUACCACGGUGUAUUUCCCUUUGCUGCAAGGAUGGGUCAUGUACGUCUCGGUCAGCUCCUUUGUCAUCUCCUUUCUGCUCCUCCUGAGUUACUUGUUUGGCUUCCAUAAAAAGGUUGAAUCCUGGAGAAUUCUGGACAGUCUUUACCAUGGAGCCACAGGCAUUUUUUACCUGAGCGCUGCUGUGUUGCAGGCAAAUGCAACAAUCCGUUCAGAGAGUGAAGUGGCAACAGAUUUUAUCCCUCGCUAUUAUCAGCUCAAUGUUGCAGCCACGUUGUUUGCUUUCAUCACUACGCUGCUGUAUAUUUUGCAUGCCUUCAGCAACUACUACCACUGAAAUGACAGGAGCUGGAGUCUGUG